Messenger RNA from Gopherus evgoodei (Goodes thornscrub tortoise), 5912 nucleotides. It is a transcript of the gene GRID2, whose product is annotated as glutamate ionotropic receptor delta type subunit 2. Gene Ontology annotation, molecular function: transmitter-gated monoatomic ion channel activity involved in regulation of postsynaptic membrane potential; glutamate-gated receptor activity. The record is from RefSeq and is a predicted model, not a curated record. The transcript has 16 exons. The coding region runs from base 892 to 3915 and encodes 1007 amino acids. Gene Ontology annotation, cellular component: postsynaptic membrane; plasma membrane. Lineage: Eukaryota; Metazoa; Chordata; Testudines; Testudinidae. Gene Ontology annotation, biological process: synaptic transmission, glutamatergic; monoatomic ion transport; modulation of chemical synaptic transmission.
AGCUGAUAACACGCUCGCUCGCUUUUCUCCUCGUAAGUGAUCCAUUUCUAGGCAACGUGCUGGUUGGUGCUGGAGCUGCCAGCUCUCUCUGCAUCCCACCAGCAAAGCAAGCUCUGAAGCAUCCUGCGGACCAUCAGCUGCUUCUCUCUGCUUUGCUCCAGGCACUGCUUCUCUGUCUCCUGCCCUGUCCAACCACUACCUUGCGCGACAGACACAGCACGCUGGGCUUGAUUUGCAGAUUUCUCCACCAGUUGUGGGAAGCAAUUUUUAAGCAGGGGGUGGGGGAAAAUCUCUGCAUUACUAUCUGCAUUACCUUGAAUUUCACUUUAUUUUUUGGCCUGGGGGGGCUUUUCCUGCAGGAAUCUGGCUUCUAGAACUGGGAUGUCCUAUUUACUUGAUACCCCGCUCCGCCUCCUUCCUUACUGAAGGCGUUAUUUGUUGCGGGCUCCCGGGCUCUGGGGCCAAGAGGGGUUUUUUGUGUAUGUGUGCGCGCGCGCGCGGUGUGUGUGUGUGGUGGGUUGGAAGUUGUUGUGCAGGAGCCGGGACUGAGCGGAUCCCUGGACCCUGCGGAAGGAUGGAGGUGGUCUGACGAAGAGAGGCGCCUGCUGCCCAGAGAAGCAAUCGGGCUGGAUGGAUUUGCUGCCCGAACUAACAGCAGCUGUGGUCGCUGUGCCCAGAAGCCCCCCGAAGUAACGCGGGGCUCUUGCGAAGGAGAGGGGCGCCCCAAACCCUGGGCUCUCCCAUCAGCCGCUGUACACAGGCAAUCGGGAUUUAAACUGUGCUCCUGCAUCUCCAACUCUUGGGCUUGCUGCGCUGUCCUUCACUAUCCUCCUCGUAAGAAGAGAUCUGCCACUCUUCUAAAAAAACAAAAAACCUAAACCCCAGGAGGACAUGGAAGUUUUCUCUCUCAUCUUGGUUGUGUCUGUCUGGUGGAUUCGAACCUGGGAAACGGCGAUUGCAGAUUCAAUCAUACAUAUAGGGGCAAUUUUUGAUGAAUCUGCCAAAAAGGAUGAGGAGGUGUUUCGUAUGGCAGUUGCUGACCUCAACCAGAAUGAUGAAAUCUUACAGACAGAGAAAAUCACGUGUUCUGUGACAUUUGUGGAUGGCAACAACCCAUUUCAGGCCGUUCAAGAAGCAUGCGACCUUAUGAACCAAGGCAUCCUGGCCCUUGUCAGCUCCAUUGGCUGUACGUCGGCGGGAUCCUUGCAGUCCCUGGCAGAUGCCAUGCACAUCCCUCACCUCUUCAUCCAGCGUUCAACAGCUGGGACUCCAAGAAGUGGCUGUGGCCUCACCAGGAGCAAUCGAAAUGAUGACUACACACUGUCUGUCCGCCCACCCGUCUAUGUAAAUGAUGUUAUAUUGAGGGUAGUCAUGGAAUAUGCCUGGCAGAAGUUCAUUAUUUUCUAUGAUAACGAGUAUGAUAUUCGUGGAAUACAAGAAUUUUUGGACAAAGUAUCCCAGCAGGGAAUGGAUGUAGCACUGCAGAAGGUAGAGAAUAACAUCAAUAAAAUGAUCACAGGACUCUUUGCCACCAUGCGAAUAGAAGAACUGAACCGCUACCGGGACACUCUGAGACGGGCCAUUCUUGUAAUGAACGCAUCAACAGCCAAGUCCUUCAUUACAGAGGUUGUGGAGACUAAUUUGGUUGCUUUUGACUGUCACUGGAUCAUUAUAAAUGAGGAAAUAAAUGAUGUGGAUGUGCAGGAGCUAGUGAGAAGGUCAAUUGGAAGGUUAACAAUUAUUCGACAGACAUUUCCAGUCCCACAGAACAGCAGUCAACGCUGUUUCCGUGGCAACCACAGAAUAUCUUCAUCACUGUGUGAUCCGAAGGACCCUUUCUCCCAGAACAUGGAGAUUUCAAACCUCUACAUAUAUGACACUGUGCUUUUGUUGGCUAAUGCUUUUCAUAAGAAGCUAGAGGACCGGAAGUGGCACAGCAUGGCUAGCCUGACUUGUAUCAGAAAGAAUUCCAAACCUUGGCAAGGAGGGCGAUCCAUGCUGGAUACCAUCAAGAAGGGUGGAGUGAAUGGCUUGACUGGAGAACUGGAAUUUGCAGAAAAUGGGGGGAAUCCGAAUGUCCAUUUUGAAAUUCUAGGGACCAGUUAUGGAGAAGAUCUUGGCAGAGGCAUCCGCAAGCUUGGCUGCUGGAAUCCUCUCACUGGUCUGAAUGGGUCACUAACAGACAGAAAACUGGAGAACAACAUGCGUGGGGUGGUUCUGCGUGUGGUGACUGUGCUGGAGGAGCCAUUUGUGAUGGUGUCCGAAAAUGUUUUGGGAAAACCGAAAAAAUACCAGGGUUUCUCUGUUGAUGUCUUGGAAGCCUUAGCUAAUUACCUUGGCUUUAAAUAUGAAAUUUAUGUUGCACCAGAUCACAAGUAUGGAAGCCCCCAGGAGGAUGGGUCAUGGAAUGGACUGAUCGGAGAACUAGUAUUUAAGAGAGCUGACAUAGGGAUUUCUGCUUUAACCAUUACCCCUGAUCGGGAAAAUGUGGUAGAUUUCACAACCCGUUACAUGGACUACUCAGUGGGUGUGCUACUUCGAAAAGCUGAGAAGACAGUGGACAUGUUCGCCUGUUUGGCACCAUUUGACCUCUCCCUGUGGGCCUGCAUAGCUGGCACUGUGCUUCUGGUAGGACUACUGGUCUACCUUUUGAACUGGCUCAACCCACCACGCCUGCAGAUGGGAUCAAUGACUUCUACAACGCUGUACAACUCCAUGUGGUUCGUUUAUGGAUCCUUUGUGCAGCAAGGAGGAGAAGUUCCUUAUACAACACUGGCAACCCGAAUGAUGAUGGGCGCCUGGUGGCUUUUUGCUUUGAUUGUCAUCUCAUCUUACACAGCAAAUCUAGCAGCUUUUCUCACAAUUGCUCGCAUUGAGAACUCCAUCCAGUCUCUCCAGGAUCUCUCCAGGCAGACGGAUAUUCCUUAUGGCACUGUCUUGGACUCUGCAGUCUAUGAGCAUGUUCGAAUGAAGGGGAUGAAUCCUUUUGAGAGGGACAGCAUGUAUUCUCAAAUGUGGCGGAUGAUUAACAGAAGUAACGGCUCAGAGAAUAAUGUGCUGGAGUCACCAGCAGGCAUUCAGAAGGUGAAAUAUGGGAACUACGCCUUUGUGUGGGAUGCAGCAGUUCUGGAAUACGUGGCCAUCAAUGAUCCAGACUGCUCCUUUUACACAGUUGGGAACACUGUCGCAGACAGGGGAUAUGGAAUUGCACUCCAGCAUGGCAGCCCCUACAGAGACGUCUUCUCGCAAAGGAUUUUAGAACUUCAGCAAAAUGGAGACAUGGAUAUACUGAAGCAUAAAUGGUGGCCAAAGAAUGGUCAGUGUGACCUAUACUCAUCAGUGGAUACCAAACAGAAAGGAGGCGCCCUGGACAUAAAGAGCUUUGCAGGGGUAUUUUGUAUCCUGGCUGCUGGGAUUGUCCUCUCCUGUUUCAUUGCAAUGCUGGAAACAUGGUGGAAUAAAAGGAAAGGCUCCCGGGUUCCAUCAAAAGAGGAUGACAAGGAAAUUGACCUGGAACAUCUUCACAGACGUGUUAACAGCCUCUGCACAGAUGACGACAGCCCCCAUAAACAGUUUUCCACCUCAUCAAUUGAUUUGACCCCACUGGACAUUGACACGUUGCCCACACGCCAAGCACUGGAGCAAAUCAGUGACUUCAGGAACACUCAUAUCACCACGACAACCUUCAUACCAGAACAGAUCCAGACUCUUAGCCGUACGCUGUCAGCUAAAGCCGCUUCUGGUUUCUCCUUUGGCAACAUGCCUGAGCACCGAACUGGCCCUUUUAGGCACAGGGCGCCUAACGGGGGCUUUUUCAGAAGUCCUAUCAAAACAAUGUCAUCUAUCCCAUACCAACCAACUCCUACUCUGGGGCUCAAUAUCGGUAAUGACCCAGAUCGAGGCACCUCCAUAUGAGCUUCAGACCAAGCUUCUUCAUUGUUUCUUUUUAGGACUCCCUUUGCAAGGAGCAGCUGUAAUAUUGUGGGACUAACAUGGAUGUAACUUUUAAAAAAAAAAAUCAGGAUUCUUAGUAACAACUCACUAUUUCUCCUCCUGUCCCCUGCUUUCUCUGUCUCCUCCUCCUCUUCUCGUCACCUGUUUCUUUAAAAAAAAAAAUCCCACUAGUUUUAUAUUAGUACACUUUUCAUAUACUUUAAGUAUAAGAAAUGUGCACUGAAUAUGGAUAAAAGAUAGUUAUUUCACAGAAGGGUGUUUGUAUCUCCUCUCUUUCCCCAUUUUUUAUAUAAUUGCAAUAACUUCAAUCCUUUACAUUUGUUCUGCUGCAUCCAUUCAGUGCUCCGCUGCUGUUGUGUGUCCUUUUAACUGUGGACCAAAGGCAAACCCUGCAGUAAAACAAAUUAAAAAAAAAAGGAAAAAAGGAACAAAAACAUUCAGGCCACAUAAUAUGAGAAUGCAAUUUUGUAGGAUUACAAAAAGCCAUUACUAUGCCACUAAAGACUACAGUUAAAUCUACUUUUGCACUGCAACAGUGCAUAUGACCUUUAUGUGAUUGUACAGUGUUAAGUUUUUCUUAUGUACAGUAAACUGUAUCAUAUGGCAGAAGCCUCUGUUGUGUUAAUUAGUAUCACAUAAAUAUAUAUACAUAUGUAUGUGUGUAUAUAUAUCUAUAAAAUGGCAGCCGUUGCAAUUGCAAUUCAUUUAAUAAAGCUUUAGUAAAAAUGUGUUGUAUACAGGAAACUAUACAGUGCAGGGGGUCUUUGUUUAGAAAAGAGAUUGGCUUUAAUAUUAUUCUGACUUGUAUUGUUUGCCAACAGAGCUUAUUUUAUACUUUUUUAUUAGAACAUCUGGGUUAAUUUAAUGUUUGUACCCAGAUGUAACUCAUUUGAUUAGAUUUUGCAUUGGCUAUGCAGCAGUGUAUAAGGCUAAACUUGGUAACUUUACUUUUAAUUAAUUUAACCAAUGGAAAACUCUCUUAGGUAAACCACAUCCAUGGAUAACUAAUACAGCUCUAGAGAAGUUUAACUGGAGAUCAUAGAAGGUUAAGAAAUUCUUUUCCAAAUCAGUACCAUCAAAUCAAUACAAUAAUGGUGUUACUGGGACAAAAAACCCUUGAGAAAUAUUGAUGUGGCCUUAAAUAAAGUCAUAUUAUGCUAAGAAAAAAAUGGAUUGAGCUAUUAUUUUAACCCUUACUAUAUUCAUUUAUAUUCAGGAGAGCUGUGUAAUUUUUAUAUUGGUGCCAGCUGUAUAGAAUGAUGAAAGAACAGCAAUGAGAGCAAAAACAGUGCCUGCUUUGGCACAGGCUUCUUGAAGUAACAUUCUUAUCUGUUAGAAAUGUAGAAUGAGCUUUCAGUUUGUAAUCCUUAAAACCAGAAAUGUUGUUAAGUAGAAAACAAGCAACUUAUCCCAUGUUGAGUUCUUUGUUUUUGUUAGUUUGUUUUUUUUGGUUUUUUAUGCAACCAUACAUUUAUGUUAACCUAACCGAUUCUAUGGCUAGAACUGAUAUAGGAAUCAGCCUAUGUGAUUUGCUUUAGGGGAAAUUAAAAGGUAUAUUCUUCAGCUCUAUUCUAUUUUGAUGCUAAUUCUGUUCUGGAGGAGCAUCUUGUACUGUCAAUGUUUUUGUACUAAAUCUUCAAAUAUUGUCUACUGUGUAAGGCAGAACAAUUUCUUAUCAUGCAAAUAGCCAUUUUGUUUCCAGGGUAGCAAGUGUCUAAAAGCAUGCACAACUUGUUUCCCCUUGUAACAUUCAUGAACUCAUACACAACUCUGAUUUCCAAAAAAAAAAAAAAAAAAGAAAGAAAAAUUUCUUUACAAGCUAUGUAGGGACAUACCAGAUGUUGCAGUGAUUUUAGCUAUAAACAAACUGUUAACCAUGUACACUAUUUAAAAUAGGCCUAUUUUGAUGUGUUGCCUAUUAUACAAAUACACAACACUUUUUGGAGGCCUCAGUUACA